UUAAUACGUCAUUGUUCAGACUCACUGUGCUUUAUUCGCUUAACUUCGCUUAUUUCUUUGCUAUUUACCUGACUUCGCUAUUUACCUGAAUUUUAUCGUAAUGAAUUAUAUACAAACUAUUAAUAUCGUCUGCUUUUAUUUUUGAUUUGUAUUAAAGAGUGCUUAUUAGCAAAUUUUAUGGAUUUUUGUUUUUGGAUUUAUUUUAAAAAGAAGAAGAAAUUAAACUUCAGAUGUUUUUUUCAUACUUGAAAGAAAUUCUUUUGUUGAAGCACGCACGUACUCCGUUAUAUUUGUUGUCUUCUUGCUAAUUUGUUACUUAUUUUUAUAAACAGGCCCUAGUGACAAUUUUUUUCCGGGGUGUCCCACCCACUAGCUAAUGCAUUGCCGCUGGUAAUUCCAUACAUAAACCUUCUAAUAUACGUUUGGUUACUACAUUCUACAUAAACGUACAAAUUACCUAUUUCUGAAAAACCUAACAAUAGACUUUUAGGUAUACACAUUAAACAGUUGAGUCACGACGUGACAAAAGUUAUCUAGCAUUUUCUGUCAUUAGAAGAAGUGACAGUGGUUCAGCUCUUGUGGAUAUUAUGAAAUAUUUUUUUGUUAAGUAUUGGAUUCUUAAAAGGAAUCAAAAUUUGAAACAUGGAUCUAAGAAAAAAUUCUUUUUCGACUUUGCGUAAAACAAAAAUGAUUUGCAUAUUCAUGACAGCUAUAGCGGGUUUAACACUCUUUCUAACAAAUGCUGAAGACGUUUUCCGCACUAAUACCGACAAAGAAUAUAAAAACCUGACAAUGUUAAGUAUUGCGACACAAUAUAGACUUUAUUUAAAUGGCAGCAAAGUUUUAGAAAACACCACCAACAAAGAAAAUAAAGCACUUGAAAAAGUAGUUUUAGACUUUGUUGAAAAAAAUAGUUCAAUAGUUUAUACAACAGUUUUUCUAAUUUCUUCGCGAGUGAAUCAUACAGAAAGAAGAAAUUUAAUUCGCGAAUCGUGGGGAAAUUCUUCGUAUUGGAACACAACUGAAACAUAUUUAAUUGUAUUUGUUGUAGGCAUAGUGACAGAAAAUAGAAUUAUGAAUAAAACGUUAGCUGAAGCAAAAGUAACAAAAGAUAUUCUUUAUUUAAAUGUUACAGAAGAUUUCUACUUGCUCGCUGAAAAAGUUAUAAUUGGAUUAACAUGGGCAAAGAAAAACCUUAAAUUUAAAGCUGUCUUGAAAGGCGAUGAUGAUGCUUUUAUGAAUAUAGAUAACAUUCUAGAGUUUAUAAAUCGUAACAACGUGAUAAACGGGUACUUUGGAAACAAAUUAACUAAUUUACAAGUUUUACGAACUGGUCGGUACAUGGUAACUAAAGAAGAAUGGAACCCAGACUUCUUCUAUCCGUACUGUUCUGGCGGCGGUUUUUUGCUGACUAACUCUAGUGUUUAUAAAAUGAUAGAAAUAUUUGAUUUACAAAAAAAAUUUCGAAUAGAUGAUGCAUAUAUUGGUGAGGUUGCAUUUCAAGCGGGAAUAACAGUAGAUGGUGUUAAUGGGUUUUAUAUGUUCAACUACGGGUGCGAGUAUAGAAAUGAUAUUUUGGUUUCGCACCCUUCAACAGAUGUUGGAUGUAACACCUUUCUUCUAAAGAGGCAUUUAAUUGACAAAAGAAAAAUUCCGAGGGAUUUAAAACUUGAAAGCACUAGGUGUUACAGAGAUGUUUUAGAUUGUUAGUAUUUGUUACCUUUACAUAUUUAAUUUAGUUUAAUUAUUGUUAAAAAGUACACUCUAUUUCAAGAAAAGACGCAAAUUUUUUUUAAA
Messenger RNA from Hydra vulgaris (swiftwater hydra), 1797 nucleotides. Lineage: Eukaryota; Metazoa; Cnidaria; Hydrozoa; Anthoathecata; Hydridae. The record is from RefSeq and is a predicted model, not a curated record.